Messenger RNA from Porites lobata, 7033 nucleotides. The record is from the annotation of a GenBank genome assembly. Lineage: Eukaryota; Metazoa; Cnidaria; Anthozoa; Scleractinia; Poritidae.
AUUUUAGAAAACCGGGAUGCCAUCAAUGUUUGUUUUGUCGAGAUGAAAAACCAAGAAGAUUGUCAUUUUGUCGUGCCGCCUGACGAAAGCUGCGACAGUUUGUCUAUUCGUGCAUCGGACAACACUGGUAUAAAUGUCAUGUUAAACAAAGGAUGUGCUGAACGUGGCUCUAGUCAGCUCCUUGACAACGCACCACCGUCCUGCAAUGUGCCUUGUUUCAAGAUCAGAGAGCGGGGGAAAUACUGUUAUAUUUCUACGCGAAACAGCAAUUUCUCGAACAGGGAACACCGAGGAGAAAUUACUGUGAAUUGAAAUUGAAAAAGAGGGUUCCUUGAGUUACGUUAGUAUCAAUAACUUUUUUUUUUCAAAGUGAGUUUAGUUCUGUCCGUCUGUUUCAUUGUUUUUCUUUAUUUUAUUCUUUCUUGAGCAAAAGUAGAAUACGAGUAGGCCUGUCCAGUUGUUAAUCGACAACUCUCCUGCAUACUUUAAAUUAAGCACGCAGUAACCUUUAGGAAAACCUAGGAAAUUACUAUGAUCUGUAAUAACAAAGAUCGCAAGGUACAAGAAAGGGAUGUUCGCAAUGUCUGUGCUUAGAAACUGUUCAUGAGCAACUUUUGCGUACAUUUUAGGGACAAUAUGGAGUAAUAUUUCUUCAGUUUAUUAGUACAAUCUGGAUAGACCUUGUUUACGACUAGUCACUUUCCUUUUUGGUUUUCUAAGAAAGUAAAGCCAAGGAAAAGAGCGCGACAAAACGCCUUUCGUGAGGAGAGAUUUCGCGCGCGUCUCACUACCUCUACGCUUUUCGCCUCGGUCGCUGAAUCGAGAGAAAUUUGCACCAGCUAAGCAAAAUAUACUGCACUUUAAAGCUUAAGUUCUCACGUUCACGGUUUCAAGCUUAAUAUAUUACCAAUACCCUGUGAAUUUAGUUACAAAGCGUUUUGACAGUUUACUAAAAAAAAAGGUUCUGGUGUUUAUAACUUUCGCCGCCACUCAUUAACAUAACUGUACUCGGGCGUGCGGAAACAUCUUCAAUGAAAACUAAUUGUUUAACACAUCUUUGUCCAUGUUUCCACUUAAUAGUAAAUGAAAUCAGAGCAAAUGAAGCGAAAAAAGUCUCAGAUGUGUGACCGCAGCGAACUUAGCUUCUACUCUCUCUUAGACACGUAAAGGGGCGUAUGUUACGCUAUUUGCUAUUUUGUUUUAAAAAGCUAAAACUUUUUUUCGCAUCAUUUCAAUUCAAAAAAUAUAAAUGGUCCAGUUUUGUUAUUUAAGACUAAUUCUAUAUUUAGGCUGUAAAACUGUUUCCUGUCGUCUUUUACUGUGUAUGGCAAGGAUGGACAUGAAUUGAAACUUCAAAAAGUUGGGCCAACUUUUUCAAGUUUUAAUGCCAUCAUGCCUGCAAAUAUCACGUUAAAAAUUAUUAUGGUUUGUGCUCCCUGAUGAAGUUUACUAAUAUUUUCUCCAUAACUCUACAGGAGCAUUUUGUGUAUUGGUGAAGGGGUAUCAAUUUAGGCUUCUGAAAAACUGCCCACCUACCCCUCCCCUAAGCCAACAUUUUGCCCUAAGUGAGAAGUAAGUGAUAAUGUUGACUUAGAGGAGGGGUGGGUGGUUAGUUGCCCAGUAACCUAAUUGAUCCGCGUCGUGCGCCGACCAAUUCCCAGUUGCACACAUCCCAUGAUUUUGUUAUUGAUACGCUUACUCAGGAGCCCUCAGUGAUGCCUUUAAUUUUCGCAGGGCAGCGCAGAAUUUAAUGCCUUGUCCACACGUGUCGGGACAUCUUUGAAAACAGCGAUUUUUUUCUCGGUUUUCGAAAAAGUACGCGUACACUCGUAGCGUAUUCGAGUCGUUUUCGUCAAGUCAAGUCAAGUCAAGUCAAUCUUUAUUUAAACACGGUAAAAUCCAUCAGGAAUUUAAAAAAUUAAAAAUAACCUAACUAUCCUAAACAAAAUUCAAAACCUGACUACAACUAAUCUAACUAAAACCUGUUUUUCAUGAAUGCCGUGUAUAACAUUAAAAAUGAACAUUAACUAAUCUUUUAAAUUGACUAAGAGAUUCGGCUUCUCUCACAUGACAGGGUAGGCUGUUCCAGAGAACUGUUCCGCUAUAAGUAAAGCUGUUUUUCAUGAAAUUAGUUCGCGGAAAUGGGACAAAUAGUUUGUUAACAGAGUCCCUCAGGGAGUAACGCGUUUCAUUUCGUUUAACAAACUUAGAUGAUAAAUAUUCAGGAACAAGGCCAUUUAAAGACUUGUAUACCAUUAUGGAUUUCUGUAUUUGAAAUUGAGUGCUCAAGUCUUUCCAAUCGAGUUGUCUAAUCAAACGGUUAGCAUCAGCAUCAUAGCUAGAGAAGGUUAAAACGCGAGCGGCACGGUUCUGAAGCUUCUGUAGCCUGUCAAAUAAUGUUUUACCACAAUUACCCCAGACAAGAUUGCAAUAAUCGAAAUGAGAUUGAAUUAGUGAGUUGUAUAUAUAGUGAAGGGUAGGUGGAGGGACAAAAGGUCUAAUUCUUUUUAUUGCUCCAAUUCCGGAAGCGACCUUUUUAGAUAAUUUAUCAAUGUGUGUUUGCCACCGUAGAUUUUCAUCAAUAAAUAUUCCAAGCGAUUUGACAGAGGAAACGUGUUCUAUCGGAACAUUAUUAAUCGAGAGCUCAAGUGGGUUCGACAAAGUACUCAAUUUUUGUCUGGAGCCAAUUAGCAUGAAUUCAGUUUUAGAAGUGUUCAAAGUAAGUUUAUUGGAAAUAAGCCAUUUGUUUAGGUUAUCUAAAUCGUGACUCAGAGUUAACUGUAUUGAAUUCACAUCAACGCCAGCAUAAGUAAUGUGGGUGUCAUCGGCAUACAUUCUAGGCUGGCACGAAGUAAGGCAGUUUGGCAAGUCAUUAAUAUAAAUAAGAAAUAAAAAGGGGCCAAGGAUUGUUCCUUGCGGUACCCCACAUUUAAGAGAGCAGAUUCUAGAAAGAGAACCGUUAACAAGACAUCGUUGUGUACGAUUAGUUAAAUACGACCUAAACCAAUCAAGAGCUGUACCUUGUAUUCCGUAAAGGUUCAUUUUAGCUAGAAGGAUAUCGUGGUCAACGGUGUCGAAAGCCUUUUUUAAAUCGAGGAAAACCACAGCAUUAACAUUGCCACGAUCAAUAUUAAAGGCCCAAUUAUCUGUAGCUUCCAGAAGGGCAGUUGCAGUUGAGUGUAACGAGCGAAAACCCGAUUGAUGAUUAGAAAUGAUAUCUUCAUUGGUCAAAAAGUUAUACAACUGAUCAUAAACAAUCCUUUCAAACACUUUAGCUAUAACGGAAAUGACUGAAAUAGGUCGAUAAUUAUUCAGAUCAGAUGGCUCACCUUCCUUGAACAACGGAGUAACUCUAGCACAUUUCCAAUCAUCAGGAAAUAUACCAGAGACUAAAGAUUUAUUAAAGAGAUCACAUAGUGAAACUGAAAUAAGAUCAGCACAUUCACGUACAAUUUUAGCAGAAAUAUUAUCAAGACCAGUUGCUUUAGAUCUACAUAAUUUGUUUAGAUGUGAGAAAACAAUGCUGCAGUUAGUCGAGGAGAAGCUGAAAUUGUUGUUAUUUACCUUUAUAUUAUUGAUAUAACUUGAAUUAUUUUCAGCAGUUAGAGGUAUUUCAUUAGCAAGUCUGGGCCCAAUUGUUGAAAAAUGGUCAUUAAAAGCAUCAGAAAGCUCACUAGAAUUAGAGAUAAUGGUAUCAUUCAAUUUCAGUUCUUUCACCGUUGUAUUAUUCACACGACGGGAUGUAAGCUCAUUAAAGGUUUGCCACGUUUUUCGAGGAUUACCCUUAGAUUGAAUAAAUGCAUUAGAAUAAUAAGAUGCUUUAGAAAUUUUGAUGUCAUUGUUUAUUAUAUUUCGCAACUUUUUGUACCUUUUCCAAUCGUGUGGAUCAUUCGAUGUAAUUGCUUUUCUUUUGGCAGCAUCACGAUCACGCAUGCCUUUCUUUAAUUCUGAAUUGAUCCAGGGUGCUUUAUUUGUUCUAGUACGUCUAGUUCGGAGUGGCGCAUGAAUAUUAACAAUAUCCAAAAACUUCGUUUUCCAGUCAGUCCACAAAACAUUUGGAUCUUCAGAAACAUUACAGGACCAGUCUUGCUGAGCGAUAUCGUUACGAAAACUCUCUCUAUUAAAAUUUUGGAAAUUUCUAUAAGAAAUGGUUGAGUGCCCUUUUGAAGGAAAAGUGAGAGAUAAUUUCCUAUAAACGUAAAUAAGGCUAUGAUCGCUGAUACCAAUAUGAGAGACUCCGGAACAGACUACCCUGUCAGUAUAGUUUGUAUAAAUUAAAUCAAUUAAUGUACUAACCCUAACACUUAACCCUAACCACUUAAAAAGGAUAAGCCGGCAUUUUCAAAAACUCCUCUUUGGGUGCAGUUUUUGAAAACCUGUGUUUUUUGUGGCCGGAAAACGCCGUUUACGUGUGGAUGGAGGGUUAAAAAAGAGAAAAAAAUCUUCGUUUUGAAAAAUAUCCGGUAACGUGUUUAGAAACUUAACACUGGAGAGCGAAAACGUUUGCCAAAUUUGAAGACGUAAGAGUAGCUCAUUUUCAAUCCUGUUUGUUGCGAAGGUAAAUUUUUUGCCAUUUUUUACCCGGCAACAACUUAUUGCCUCCCGGGUAAAGACACAUACUUUUUGCAGUUAACAGCGACACUUCGCGUUCUUGUGCGUCCAAUUUUCUGCUUUCCUCCGACAUCUGUUCCGACGCAGGUAUCCUGCGUGAGGACAGAGGAAAGCCCCUUAAGUGCCACAAACAGGCGUUUGAAAUAAACUUUCAGGCAAUGCUUUUCUUAAAAGGUGCGGCAAUAGACACUAAGAAUAUCGCUGUUAAUUCUGGUUCUGGGAAGGGUAGUCAUGGUAAACACGGGCAUGUCACAUGACACCUAACAAGAUAAUUUUAUGUACGACUUCAUUCUACCAGAGUAAACAUUCUCGCGAAAAUUAAAGGCAUUCAAUUUACAUUAUCACUAGUAAGAGUUUUAAGAAGGCUCUUGCUGGAUUUAUAAUAAUUUAUUUGGGAUAAAGGUAUAAACUGGAAAUCCUUUACGGACCAAGCUGGAAAUAGUUUUAGUUUAAGCCGAAGAAAUACAAAUUGGGAGAAACAGGGGAUUUAAAACAGCACAUACAGACAAAUAUUUAAAAAUAUUUUGUUUUCAAUCGUUGUUGUUUGUAUGUGGGGGAUAACAAAUACAGGGAUCGAAAGACAAGUAGUGGAUAAGAUAAGAAAUAGGUUCAACCUAUCAAGUUUAAGUUUAGUUUAUUUCGCACUAUUCAAGUUGGUACAGUAUAAGAUAAAUGAUGGCGUACAGAAUCAGUAGGUUAACAAAUGAUGAAAAGUAAAUAUAAUAUACAGGUUUGUUGAUAUGUGCACAGUGACCAAAGUAGCCAAGCUUGCUUAUCUUAUCCACUACUCAGUUGUCUUUUGAGUUCAAAACAGUUUUUCGGACAGUGUAAUUCUUGCACGGAUAUGAUAUUUAAAGGGAAUGGGAAAUAAAAAGUAAUCAAGAUAAAUUCAGUUUGAUAGUAAUUUAUUGGACAAGGGAUUAUAAGUUGAGGUAAUCAAAAGGCGUAAAUCAUUUAACAGUUGUAUGUCAUUAAAGAUAUUAAUAAAAUGAGGUAUUUAAGGGAAAACUACGUCCUGUUAAUUUUGAUUGUCUGUUUUUCGCUGGAUUACAGUCAUGUGAUGUAAUCAACAUUCAUGGGUAGGAGAUAUCAGUCGUUUUAAGAUUGUUGUCGCACAAGCUUGAGUUCGCUCUAGGGCGAUGGGCAUCCCGAUUCUGGAAUAAGGAAAAUUUUUCUCGUGGAAUCCGGAAUCCUUGGCUUUGGAAUCCGGAAUAAAGCUUACGGAAUCCGGAUUCCACUAAAGAUUGGAAUCCAGAAUCCAAGUUCCAUUGACAAAGGGUGCGUUCCUUUGGGAUGAUCCGGAUCAGGAUCAGUGAUCAGAGAUCACUCGGAUCAUGGUAGAUCAAAUGAAUCGAUGAAUCCUUGUCCAGAGUGGAUUCAUCGGUUCAUUUGAUCUGACAUGAUCCGAGUGAUCUCGGAUCACUGAUCCUGAUCCGGAUCAUCCCAAAGGAACGCACCCAAAGACUUUGAAAUCCAUUACCUGGGAUCUGGAAUCCGUGGCGUGGAAUCCAGAAUCUUGGAUUUCCUUAUAUGGGGCGAUAGAAUCUAGAUCUAAAUGAAAAAACAAAUCACAAACAACGUGGUAUCAGGGUUCGAAUCCCCGAAGCGCGCGCGUGUGUCUGUAUUCGGCUUACUAGAUUUUCAGUUGCCUCUCCCCAAUAGACCUCUUUAGCUUGUAAGUUCUGUUUUCUCAUUAGAGGUCCCAGGGGAACUUGACCUUUUGUCUCUUCAUAAAUUAUGCGUAAAUAUGCACGUGAAUAAGGUGUAAUUUGAAAGAAACAGUUCCCUAGAGUAUUAUCACAUGACCUGUAUUGGGAAAACAAAACAUACAACAUGAAGAGGUAUAUUAUGACUAAAAAAACGUCUUGUUUAUUUGGAAUCAAUAUCCCGAGAAUUUGCAUGAAUACAAGUCCUUGAACCAUUUAAAUGUAAAUUGGACCGCUGCAUCCCAGCUUCUUUGAUUCUUUACUAUAAUAUUUAGAUCACAGAUUUAAUAUCUCUGAUGGUUAUUGAUAUAUUUAAAUGCACGGCUAAGCGUGCGUUAAACAAAAAUGUUUGAUGUAAACCAGUGCUUGUAGCUGAUGAAGUUACUUUACAAUUCGGCUUGUGCGAGUGAGUGAAGAAGGCUUGGAACCGAGCGCGAUAGUGCUAGCACCGCUGGUAAAAAUGGCAGGUACCGAAAAACUGUUCGACGAAAAUUUUCCCUUUUUUUUCGUGAGAAUCAUGGAAUUUUUCAGAUGCAUGAGUCAGAUAUAUCCUUUCGCAACAUUUGUGACUCUUUUUAAAUGGGAGAAACAAACUGUGGUGACCGUUUGUUUUCCUUGCAGAAGCGCCGCCAUUUGUGACUUUAGCGAUUAUUGUUACGCCUCCUAGGAGAAGACCAUUUUGCAGGUGUGGGCUUAGUACUCUAGCCUUCGAGUGA